UAGUGUUCGUCAGCGGCUGGAGGUUCCGUUCCCCAGGCGAAAUGGCGGAGGCUGCGGUGCUGGCGUGGGUUCGCGGCCCCGGAACCGGGUGCAAGGCGCUGCCGUGGGCCUCGGCUAGGUGCUCCGUGCGCGAUGUUGUCUACCGACACUGCCAAGAACAGGAAAUCCCUGCGGACUGCUUCUUUGUGAAAUGCAAUGGAGCCCUCGUUGCCCCCAGUGACACGGUGCAGCAUGGAGCUGUGUACAGUUUGGAGCCCAGACUUUAUGGAGGGAAAGGAGGUUUUGGGUCUAUGCUUCGAGCACUUGGUGCACAGAUAGAGAAGACAACCAAUCGUGAAGCCUGCCGGGAUCUCAGUGGGAGGAGAUUACGAGAUGUCAAUCAUGAGAAAGCGAUGGCCGAGUGGGUCAAGCAGCAAGCUGAGCGGGAGGCUGAGAAGGAGCAGAAGCGCCUGGAGAGACUGCAGCGGAAGCUCGCAGAGCCUAAGCACUGCUUCAGCAGCCCCGAUUACCAGAGGCAGUGCCAUGAGAUGGCUGAGCGUCUGGAGGACUCUGUCCUUAAAGGUAUGCAAGCUGCCUCCAGCAAGAUGGUGUCAGCAGACAUCAGUGAGACUCGGAAACGGCCUAACAAGUCGAAGGCAGACCACAGAUCUGGUGCAAAGAAAAAGAAGUGCUUCUGGUUGGGCAUGGAAGGACUAGAGGCUUCCGAGGAGUCCAGUGCUGGAAGCUCAGAUGACGACAGCAACGAAGUCUCUGGUACUUCUGGGCUGAACUGCUGUGCUCCAGAACAUGGUAGUGACGGUGUUGAGGUGGCAGCCAGCUGUCCUUGCAGUCCUCAGCGCUCAGGAUUGAGUACACACUCUGAGGCUCCGGAACAGCUGCAGAAAACCAUGACUGACCCUGGGCAGGACAUUGUGGAGAACACACAAACUGGACGGGGAGAGACAUCUUCCGGGGAGCACACCGAAAGGAAGAUAGUCACAGAAACAGAAGAUGGCCCAGCAAAGAAGGAGACAGAGAGUCCCAAACCCACACAGAAAGACCAAGAGACAGGAGUGACUGGUAGAGACAGAACUGCCGUGGCACUAUCUGAAGAAGAUAGCGAAAGCGUCCCUGUUGCUAACCUGGAGGGAAACCACUCAGGAGACACACAGGCUCUCAGUCGGGAAGCUGUGGAUCUGUUUGCAUUCAGCUCUGUGGCAGAGUUGGAGUCACUGGGUUUGGAGAGGCUCAAGUGCGAGCUGAUGGCCCUUGGACUGAAGUGUGGGGGCACCCUGCAGGAGCGUGCAGCCAGACUCUUCUCUGUCAGGGGCCUGGCAAAGGAGCACAUUGACCCUGCUUUAUUUGCCAAGCCUUCAAAAGGGAAGAAGAAAUGAAUUUCCUCACAGCUUUCCUGUGUUUGAUACUUCCUCUGACAUGAUGUGGACUGUGGCCAAUGUUCCUAUUGAUACUAAAAGUCAUUUUUUUACUAACUUGGUUUUAACUAGUUUCUUUUCAUUGGUACCUGGGCUUGAGGUUUUCAUUGGAGGAAGAAAACUUUGUAGGAUAUUUUCCCCUUUUUUUUGGUGUUUUUGAGACUCACAGCUGGGCACUGGUGGUGCAUCCCAGGCAGAUCUCUGUGAGUUCAAGGCCCUCCUGGUCUAUAAAGCAAGUUCCAGGACAGCAAAAGGUUCACAGAGAAACAAAAAUUAAAAAUUGAGAGACUCUUGUAGUCUAAACUGACCAAGAACUUUAUAGCUUGGGCUCAAACUUGCAGUGACUGGCCGGUCUCAGGUGUGCGCCACGGCGCUGGUCUUGUCGGAGGUUUAUAGCUUUCUUUGCUUCACAUUGUGUCUUUUUUUUUUUUUUUUUUGUUUUUUCGAGACAGGGUUUCUCUGUAGCUUUGGUACCUGUCCUGGAACUAGCUCUUGUAGACCAGGCUGGCCUCGAACUCCCAGAGAUCCGCCUGCCUCUGCCUCCCCAGUGCUGGGAUUAAAGGCUUGUGCCACCACCGCCUGGCUACAUUGUGUCAUUUUGAUGGUGUUUUCAGGAAGUUUAUUUGUAGGCACAGUUAUUCACAACUUCUGAGAAAAACUUGUCUCUCUUUCCAGUACUGAUGUGUGUAUACUACCAGGGAUGGGACCUAGCUGCCCCCAGGCUCUCGACACUGGGGUCACUCCAGCUCGGGCCUAUUUUGUUUGUUUUUUUUUUCUUAGCUGUCAAUCUUCCUUGGUAUCUGUACUUUUUUCCUCUGUGUAUCUUGGGUCUUCUCUACUCAUUUUUCUUUAGCUCCUUAAGCUUUAGAUCACUAAUUAUAGAUUUUCUUUUCUUUUUCUUUAAGUGUAUUGCCCAAUUAGCAAAUAUUUGUGUUUUCUCUAAAUGUCUUAUUGCUGUGUCCUGUUGAAAAGAACAAACACAAGCUGAGCAGUGGUGGCUCACGCCUUUAAUUUCAGUACGUGGGAGGCAAAGUUUGAGGCUAGCCUGGUCUAUAGAGUGAGUUGUAGGACAACUAGGGCUGCACAUACCCCCUCGGCUAACAAGGGAGUAUGUUCUGGAAUAGCCCUUAUAUGAGUGGUUGGUAGGAUUAUUCGCACGACUUGUUUUUGCUGGUUUGUUUUCACGAGGAACUAAGAAUGUUAAAAUCUCAAUUAUGAUUGAAAUUGCCUUUUUUGAGAAAAAAUAACUUUGUUGAUUAUAUAUUAAUUCAACCAUAUAUGCCUUAAAAUGACUUGCUCUAGUUGGUUUUGGAUUUUUUUUAUUUCAUCUUUGAUAAUUUCACACGUGUAGACAGUGUAUCUUGAUCACGUCCACCCCUUUCCUAUUCCUUUGGUUCUUCUGUUGCUAUUUUAUAUUUUGAAGCUAUUUCUAGGUUUCUCUUCUAGUAUACCGUGCAGUGUCCUUCAUCUCUGGUAAUAGUUUCCUGUUCAGCAUGUGUUUAUCUGAAGUAUGGCCCUCCAGCCUUUGUUGUUUCCUUAGCGUGUGUUUUCUGCUAUGUUUUAAUUUCUCCUGCUUUUUUUUUUCUUUAUUUUAUUUUGUUUUUUUUCAUCCUGGAACUCACUCUUUAGACCAAACUGGCCUUGAACUCACAGAUAUCCACCUGCCUGGGAUUAAAGGUGUGCCCACCACCGCCCGGCCUCCCUGCUUUUUCUGUCUACAGUGGGUUCCUACACACCACACGUCUUGCCUUGUUUGUGUCUAUUCUGUGUGUAGUCAUCAGCAUCUGGUCCCUGUCUCUGAUGACAAGCCAGUGGUGAGUCACACAUUUGUUCUGUCCUAAUGUGUUCUUUUGGGGGCUGUUUCCAGAUGUGCCUAGAUGUUGUCUACUUAUUUUUUACCUUGGAGUUUGGCGAACUUUGUAAAUUUAU
This is a messenger RNA of Chionomys nivalis (European snow vole), 3341 nucleotides long. It is a transcript of the gene Sde2, whose product is annotated as SDE2 telomere maintenance homolog. The transcript is spliced from 7 exons. Gene Ontology annotation, cellular component: nucleus. Lineage: Eukaryota; Metazoa; Chordata; Mammalia; Rodentia; Cricetidae. Bases 42 to 1373 code for a protein of 443 amino acids. The record is from RefSeq and is a predicted model, not a curated record.